This is a messenger RNA of Cooperia oncophora, 684 nucleotides long. The record is from the annotation of a GenBank genome assembly. Lineage: Eukaryota; Metazoa; Nematoda; Chromadorea; Rhabditida; Trichostrongylidae.
UUGGUAUUAAGAUGGCAGUGCAGGAAUUCGGAGCAAUUUGGUGGAUGGACACGUCAGUACGAUGGAAAAAAGAUUAUCAGCAAGCUGGUGUAUGAUGAGAUUCGCUGUCGCGAUUCACAUUAUCAACCUCCUGUAAGCUUUAUGGACUUCGUUGCCAUCAGAAAAGUCACAAAGUGUGAUAAGUCAGGAUAUCUUUUGCAAGCGCCAGCUAACCACAGCACCUUCGCUACUACUAAUCCUGGUGUUUACGAAUACAUUCCAACGGUAAUACAUCGUCUAAAGCGCAGAUCAUGCGAGCUUUACGAAGCUAAUUUCGCAUUAGUCAUCAGAACAAAAGACACCGUCAGCAUAUUAAAAUGGUUGAUAUUAUGUGCAUUGGAAAAGGACUGCAUGGCUCCGCCAGGAUCGCAGCUUAGCUGUAAAUUCAGCGGUGAUCGCUUCACCCAGUACGCUCAUUGUGUUUACGAAUACAUUCCAACGGUAAUACAUCGUCUAAAGCGCAGAUCAUGCGAGCUUUACGAAGCUAAUUUCGCAUUAGUCAUCAGAACAAAAGACACCGUCAGCAUAUUAAAAUGGUUGAUAUUAUGUGCAUUGGAAAAGGACUGCAUGGCUCCGCCAGGAUCGCAGCUUAGCUGUAAAUUCAGCGGUGAUCGCUUCACCCAGUACGCUCAUUGUCAUCGGUAG